AUGGCGAAUGACAGUAAAAAGAGAUGUAAUAUCCAUAGUGAAAAGAAGUUUGUCUUGGCUAAGGAAAUUAAAGUCACGAAAAACUUCAAGUGCGUGUUGGCUGUCUUUAAUCAUGUUUUUGUUUGGACAUUCUCUGUCUUGUUGUCUACAUUAAUAACUUUGUUACAUGUUUCGAUUUCAUUUGAAUCUAUUUUUUCAUUUGAAGCUAGUUUGUAUGUUUUUAUACCUGUCGUGUUGGGUCUAACAAUUACCAUAUGUAUCUGUAACACCGCCAUCUGGAGAAAUUUUCAAAACGAGAGUGUUGUCUCACAGCAUCGUAAUGGAGCUUCGCGAAACCGACGCUUAACAAAAACUGUUCUUCUGGUGUCCAUACUGGCUUUAUUAAGUUGGCUUCCCAUAAGCAUCUUGAACGUAUUAAUCCAUAUAACUAAGAUAUCAAUACCAUGGAAGUUUUAUUACGUGAUGAACAUUCUAAAUUAUUCUAACUCUUUUGUCAAUCCAAUUGUGUACGUAUUGAGAAUUCCUGAGUUUCAGCAAGCGCUACGUUCUUGCUGCACAAAGAGGAGACCAGCCAUUAAGAUGGUAAAAACCGAAAGACAAAACCGAAAAGGUACACCCAGAACGCCAGAGAUAGAACUAAGAAUGUUACGAAACGAUCCCAACCGCCUGCAAGUUGAUGUUGAACAAGAAUAUAUGGAAACUAAGUUUUAGUCAGCUGAGAUAGGAGGAUCGUCCGCUUUGUUACUGAGUAGUGACAUUCAUAGGAAGCAGGAGCCAUAAAUGUGGAGUAUAGUAAGAAAAUUGGAUAACGUUCUUAAAUUUUCAAUUUUUCGCUUCACAGAGCCCUGUUGUUCUAUAGGGUUGCUUUUUGCAGCAGCAGUUUACACCACUUAAGUUUGAAUUUCAUCCAGUCAUAAAAAUAUGCUGUUUUAUUUAUCCUAUCUGAG
Pocillopora damicornis (cauliflower coral) is the source of this 947-nucleotide messenger RNA. Its product is annotated as mu-type opioid receptor-like. NCBI's taxonomy places the organism in Eukaryota, Metazoa, Cnidaria, Anthozoa, Scleractinia, Pocilloporidae. The record is from RefSeq and is a predicted model, not a curated record.